CUUGAACCAUAUAAAUUCUUUCAAAAAUAAGAGAAUAAACAACUGGAAUUUAUUUAAAUAGCCUUCUAUCUCAACACCAAACUUGUCAUUGUCACAAUUGGGGAAGAAUUCUAGAGCUUCACUUGAGUCCCUACAACACGGAGUGACAACCUCAAGGUUUAUUAUGCCCUUUUGUUUAAUAAUGAAGAAUUUGUAAGCACUUUUUGCUCUUUUAAUCACCAAAAAGUAAUGGAUAAUAAACCAUCUAUAUCAUAUUGCUAAAGUCCCUAUUUUCAUAAAAAAAUAGUUGAAAAUUUUUAGGAGUCAUAUUCAAAAUUUCUCUUUCGGCAUAAAUGUGCUGGCUGCCAGAAUUCUAUAGCCUACCAAAAUAGUAUGAGUCAUUGGAAAGGAGAGCGCAAACUUGCUCAAUUGAACCUUCAACCAAAGUUGCUAGUGGAUGAAUAUUUAUACCCUUAUGGCAUCUUUGUUUUAAGUUUAAGUGUCAACCAACUUGAGUUAAAGUGAUAUGCCCAAGGACACGGAAGAAAGACCCACAAUUACAAAGAGAGUUUGGAAGCUAGUUAAACUCUAUGUUUAGUUUUUGGAUAUUAAUUUGGCCUUCUUCCAUGACAUCUUAUGCAUCUUUUGAUUCAUAUCGGAGUACCCCCUUCCAGGUUAUUAUGAUCUUCUUCGAUGAUGAAAGAAAUUUUAGAGUGAAGAAGAGUUAAGCUCAAUGCUAUCGGCUUCUCCUUGUAGCCUCUUUUACUCAAAAGUAGUCUAGUUAAAACAAGUUUAUGAAUGAAGUUGUGAGUGUCAACCUCAUGAAGAAACACUUUGAAAUAAUAACAACCUUAUCUUAACUCACAAUUGCUGUAUAAAGAAUGAUAUACUAGUGCCUACUUAGUUAGCUGACAAUCCCAAGCAUCUGUUUAUCUAAGUUAGAUUAUUAAGAAUUCAUCCAUUGCUUUGCUCGAUGUAAAUGUAUUUAAUAUUAUCGAACCAGAGCAUUAGAGUCAACAGACUACUCAAGAUAGCUCGUUUUU
This is a messenger RNA of Moneuplotes crassus, 1022 nucleotides long. NCBI's taxonomy places the organism in Eukaryota, Ciliophora, Spirotrichea, Euplotida, Euplotidae. The record is from the annotation of a GenBank genome assembly.